AUGAUGGCUUCUCUCCAUGUGUUUGUUUGUCUGCUGGGGCUGUUUGUCCUAUGUCACUCUGCAUGCUUCUUCCAGGAACUGGUGAUCAAAGAUCCGGAAUCCCCUCCAAAAGGGUGUGUGGAUCAGGAUGGAAAGCAGCAUGAUUUUGGCUCUGACUGGGUGAGCGACUGCAUGGACUGCUCUUGUACGAUGGAGGGCAUAAGCUGCUGUAGCAACAUUCCCAGUGAAAGCACAGUAGACAUUCCUGAGGAGUGUGAGUUGGUUGUAAACAAGGAGGCCUGCUCUGCCAAGGUGGUGCUGAAGUCUGACAAGACAAAAGGGUGUAGCCCCAUCUGAACACACUACAAAGUGACGUCUAAACUCGGACAAUUGAAGUUCAAACUGGGGAUUUAUGUUUCACAUUUUAUCAACUAGUUGAUAGUGUGUACAUGUAGUA
Micropterus dolomieu (smallmouth bass) is the source of this 436-nucleotide messenger RNA. RefSeq names its product beta-microseminoprotein (gene msmb). The transcript is spliced from 4 exons. Lineage: Eukaryota; Metazoa; Chordata; Actinopteri; Centrarchiformes; Centrarchidae. The coding region runs from base 1 to 336 and encodes 111 amino acids. The record is from RefSeq and is a predicted model, not a curated record.